AUGGACGUGCACCUAAUAAAGAAAUGCAUGGCACAAAUGGUAAUUCUUGCUGGGCCUGGGGUUCUAAUGUCAACAUUCUUGAUUGGGUUAGCUUUGAAGCUGCUUUUCCCAUAUAACUGGAGCUGGAAAAUAUCAUUGCUGCUUGGAGGACUUUUAAGUGCUACUGAUCCUGUUGCUGUGCUUGCUACCUUAAAAGAACUUGGUGCAACCAAAAAACUGAGUACUAUUAUUGAAGGGGAAUCAAUAAUGAAUGAUGGAAUGGGAAUGGUUGUGUAUACACUUUUUUUCCGAAUGGUAACUGGAUCAAGCUUCAGCUGGGGGAGUGUGAUCAUGUUCUUAGCAACUGCAUCUCUUGGAGCUGUAGGAAUGGGUAUUGCAUUUGGUUUGGUGUCUUAUUUGUGGCUUGGAUUUGUUUUCAAAGAUCCAGUGAUAGAAAUUACAAUGACUCUUUCUGUUAGCUAUCUUGCUUACUUCAUGUCUCAAGAAGUUGCUGAUAUUUCUGGAGUAUUAACAGUGAUGGCAUUCGGAAUGUUCUUUGCUGCUGUUGCUAGAACUGCUUUCGAUAGUGAAACACAUGAAAUCUUGCGUAAUUUGUGGGAAAUGGUGGCAUAUAUUGCAAAUACACUUAUCUUCAUCUUGUGUGGAGCAAUCAUAGCUGAAGGUAUACUCACAGGUGACAACAUCCUCAAACAUGAAGAAAAUUAUUGGGGGUAUCUCAUCCUCCUCUAUGUAGUAGUACAGCUGUCACGGGGUAUAGUGGUUGGAUUAUUUUAUCCCUUUUUGAGUUAUUUUGGUUAUGGUUUAGAUUGGAAAGAAGCUAUUGUCCUUAUGUGGUCUGGUUUAAGAGGCCCUGUGGCAUUGUCUCUAGCUUUAUCAGUUAAGCAAUCUAGUGACACAUCAGCAUACAUUAAUCAAGAAACAGGAACACUCUUUGUGGUGUUCACUGGUGGAAUUGUGUUUCUAACACUUAUUGUAAACGGAUCAACUACUCAGUUUGUGUUACAGAUGCUAAAAAUGGAUAAGAUGUCAGCUGCUAAGAGGCGUAUACUGGAUUACACCAAAUAUGAAAUAAUGCGCAAAUCACUGGAGGCAUUCAGUGAUCUAAUGGAUGAUGAGGAAUUAGGAUCUGUAGAUUGGCAUAGUGUCAAGAAUUACAUCACAUGUUUGAAUGAUGAAAAAGAAGGGGAAUGUGAGAAUGAUAACAUUGUGGACCACAUGGAUCUAUCUGAAUCUGAUAUACAGAUACGUAUACGCUUCUUAAAUGGUGUGCAAGAUGCUUAUUGUGUGAUGCUGAAGGAAGGUGAAAAGUUGGAAUCUGCAUGUUACAUAUCUGCUGCCUUUCUUCGUGCCCAUAAGAUUGCUAGACAGCAAUUACAUGACUUUAUAGGUGAUAGUGAAAAUGGUUUGGCUUUGAAAGUAAUUAAUGAGAGUGAGACAGAAGGAGAGGAAGCAAAAAAGUUCCUGGAAGAUGUUCGCAUCACUUUCCCACAGGUUUUAGGUGUUUUAAAAACAAGGCAAAUGACAUAUUCAGUGCUAAAUCAUCUAAAUGAAUACGUUGAAGAUCUUGACAAGUCUGGAUUGUUAGAGAAGGCGGAUUUGGCUCAUCUCCAUGAUUCCAUUCAGAGUGACUUGAAGAAACUUGUGCGAAAUCCUUGUUUAUUUAAGAUCCCCAAAGCAUAUGAACAUGCGAAUCCUUCUUUUGGGAGCCCUUCCAUCCACAUUGCAUGAGCAAAUUGUGGGGUCCACGUCUACCAAUGAAACUACGUGGUUGUGGCCUUUUAUGAGGAGGGAUCCAAGCGGUAGGCAGUUAAUAUUAGUGAGCAUUUGUUUUUUUCCCCACCCAAAAAGGUGGGUCAGUCUCAAAUGUAAAUGCUCUCCUUAGUCCUUACCCUCAUCAUCAAAAUUCAAAAAUAGCCCUAAAAAGUUUGUUCAGUUGUAGCCUUAAUAUGUUAUAUGG
Molecule: messenger RNA, 1957 nt
Organism: Lactuca virosa
Lineage: Eukaryota; Viridiplantae; Streptophyta; Magnoliopsida; Asterales; Asteraceae
Source: the annotation of a GenBank genome assembly